AUGCUUCCUCAACACAUCCUCGUUGCGCUCGUCGCCACCGUCGCUGCCGUCCCCCUUAACAUCAACUUGGGAGCCUACUCGCCUGCCUUGGUGGUCGGUGAUGGUGAAAUCUCGCUGGGAUCAACAGAAUCAGCAUCAGAACUGAUGGCCACAUUGGCUUCAGGAGCAGCAGCAAAGGCUGGAGGUGAGGGCGCCGCUCCCGCAGCUGGCGGUGAACAACCUGCAGGACAACCAGCUGAAGGUGCACCAGCCAAACGAUCCAAUCUCCGUCGCGCUAUCAACGACAUCCUCGCCAAGCGCGCUCCCGUCGAGCCCAAGAUGGAAGCCGUCGAGGAGGCCAUGCAGUGGAUCAAGCGCGAUCUCGCCGGCUUCAACGCUGCUCUCGGCUACGCCAAGGAGGCCCUCAAGGACCAGCCCAAGGUCGAGCUCGGUACCGAGAACGCUGGUGUCGGUAUCAUUGUCAACCCUGGUGUCAACGUUCCCGCUGGCUCUGCUGCUGCCGGUGGCUCAGAGAAGAAGGAGAAGCGCGACGAGGUCGUCGAGGAGCAAGAUGCGCCCAAGAUGACUCUUGUCGCCAUCACCGAAGUCUAA
Messenger RNA from Bipolaris victoriae FI3, 591 nucleotides. RefSeq lists its product as hypothetical. The record is from RefSeq and is a predicted model, not a curated record. The transcript has a single exon. Lineage: Eukaryota; Fungi; Ascomycota; Dothideomycetes; Pleosporales; Pleosporaceae. The coding region runs from base 1 to 591 and encodes 196 amino acids.